Messenger RNA from Bicyclus anynana (squinting bush brown), 6414 nucleotides. RefSeq lists its product as uncharacterized. The record is from RefSeq and is a predicted model, not a curated record. The transcript has 14 exons. Lineage: Eukaryota; Metazoa; Arthropoda; Insecta; Lepidoptera; Nymphalidae. Bases 74 to 4453 code for a protein of 1459 amino acids.
AUGGAAACUUGUGAAAUUUGAAUCACAAGUUGUGUUAUUGUUUAAAUAAGUAAUUAUUUUUACUAUUUAAGUAAUGGAGGUGUUUAAAUUAUUGGAAAAUGUCAAAAGUUUUAAUGAAUACGUUUCUUUAACUCAAAAGGUAGUCAAAAGUGUAGACUUAAAAUUACAAAUGUUUAGUAACUUUAACAACACUACCAUGGGUGUCGCUUUGAAAAAAGCUGGAUUACACGAAUUACAGUAUUUCAAAACUUACAAUGAAUGUGGUGCGACCAUAAUAUUAAUCAACUGGCUGCUACAAACACCAGCUUCCAGAGAAUGGAGUCAAAUUGGUAAAGAAUUGACUGACCUGAUCCAAUACCUCCUCGUCAACUGGAAGACUGACUUGGCUUUUGAUAACAAAGACUGGUGGACAUUUUUGACUAUAAUUAUCAAAAUUACUAAGGGCUUGUGUGAAAAGGACACCUUCAUUGUCAACUUAAUGCUGCAGAAGGUCGGCGAAGGUCUUCUGGAGCUGGCCACCGCCAGCCAGCCCAGCCUGGAGCAACGCCUGGCUAUCAUUCAGUGCUUCAACGUCAUCUGCCUCCAAGCUAGUCAGCUAGUGAGGAAAUCACUUACGGAUCGCUUUGAUACGUAUUUCACUCGGCUGGCGCUGUGGCUGGCGAGCUGCGGCGACGUGUGCGCGCAGUACGCGGCGCUCGAGACGCUGCUGCGGUGGACUGUGGAGCGCCAGCAGCGCGCCGCCAGAGCCGCCGCCGCCGAGCGCUGGUUCGUCGCCGCGCGCUACCCGCCCGCCGCGGUCCAAGUGUUCGUCGAGAACGAGUGGUUUCACUUCGGCAGUACUGCAAGAUAUUUUCUCAACGAGCUCAACGCAUCAAGUGACGUGGUUUCGGUUUUAUGCAGAAUGUUCUUAGCGGGGAAUGUGCCUAUUACAUCGGGCUCGCGCGAGCAGUGGUUGGACCUGAACGUAGCGACGCGGCGCCUGACGCUCAUGCUGGACCAUGCUAGCCGCCGCACGCUGCGUCUCACCAGACCGCGCACCACCAGCUGCGACGCGCUCGUCGUCGGCGAGGACAACGCCGAGCUCGCCCGCAUGUACACUGCCCCACACGGCCUGCUGUUAUGGUUCAAAGUGCUGGACCCCCUGCGGAUGUGCGGGGCGCAAGUGCUGGCGGGCUGCUGCGAGGUCAACAUCCAGAUCGGCAACAAGCAGCACGCCGACAAGCUUGACCUGGCCUUGCGCGCUAUAUACGCUAACAAGUACCAACGAAUGCCAGUCACUGCCCCUUUUCCGGUACUCGACUGUAGGGGUUCUCAGCGAAUCAUAGAUUACACAUCCGAAGAAGAGACAAGAUUUUCCAAUCCACCCCAAGUUAUACCACAAGAACAAUCAGAAUUAAAUGUCACGGCGUCGUCUACGUCAACGACAUCGCUACUGGCGGUCCAAGAAAUUGCCGGAAAUAUUUCAAAUCAUUUUGAUAAGCAACAUCCAGUUCUGAUCAAGGAACCAAAUCUGAGCAUUAUUAGUGAACAUAGUGAGGUGGAAGAUAGAGAAAAUUCCCCGAAAGCUCCUUGUCAAGUAACAGCUAACAUAGACACAACUAACAUAGUAGACCUGCUAGAGCAAGAAGCUUUACACCAUUCACGACACGAACAGACUGGCAUUCGUGACCAUAACAGUAAUGUUAUAGACAAAACAUAUUCUACAGUAGUGCCGAGAUAUAGACGAUGCGACAUCAGAGAAUAUAAUUUUAAACCAAUUGUAUGUGAGGCCACAACUGACGAGUCGAAUACGACGUUCGUAGAAAACACACCAGUAGUGCCCGCGGUGAAUAAAAAUAAAUUAGCACUGAGACGCGUGGUAAAACCAACGCAUAAGGGUAAUGAUUUAGGAGAAAACAUAUUUGAUUACAAUACAAUUGAAAAUUUUUUCAAUCAGCACUGUAAUGAAAAUGAAAAUGGCGAAUUGAUCGUCAGUCCAACACUAGCGGAAAUAUUAAACGAUUCGUCGCGAGACGAAUUAUUAACUUUCCGCUAUCCGGUGAACACGGAAGCUAUUGUAUCGACUGAAGUUGUAGAAUGUCUAAACAGCAUCAUUGAUGACGUAUGCAGAGACUUAGAACAAUUAAAAGAAGUCACAAAGUCGACGGUGGCAAACACGAAAAAUUUAAAAAAGAGCACUAAAAAAAGGAAGCCACAAGUGAUUAAAUUAAAAUUUAUGAACACCAGAACGAAAAAUGUUCCCAAAAAAAACUCUAACUCUGGUUUAGUAUCCAGAAAACAAAACAAUUCAAAUAUACCGCCCGAAAAACAAUCAACUGGUCAUAAAUUAUCGAGUCCUACAAUUAAAAGAAAACGUAAAUUAUACUCAAAAAGCGACGAUUUUGUCAAUGCAAAUAAAGAUUUAUACGUGUCAGAAACUGAAGAUGACAGUCUUUUGAUACAGCGGGAAGCUUUAACGCGUGCAGUUACUCCCUAUAAAGAAAUGGAGCGACCACGUAGAGUUGCAGCUACGCGAAAUUUACUGAAUACAAAAAACAGAUAUGACUCACAAAAAAAAUUAGACCAGGAUAUUUUGUUUGAUCGAGUAAUAAAAACCAUUGACAAUCCUGACGUUGUAUUGGCUGACAAAAAAGAUAUGGAUAGAGGUGCCGUGUACAAUUUUAGUAGCGACGAGGAUGGCGAGUUUAAAAAGAAGCCAGUUCCUCGCAAAACGGCAAAGAAAUCGCGCACGGUUAAAUCUAAAACCACCGCCAAAACAAAGGUUGAUAGAAUGCGUACGACACGUUCUGCAUCUAAAAAAACGGUUACAAAAUCAGCGAUGUCACCAGUGACGGAUAUGAUCGAUGAGCGUAUUAGAGAAGGCCCUACUGAACCACUAAACACGUCAUUUUCGUCUCGUCAAAACGUACCCGUAGUCACUAGUGACGACAAACCUGGGCAUAAAAGACCCAGAAUGGAAACGAUUGGAGAUGACUCCCAACCCGUAAAGAAGACAAACAGAGAGAAGACCAAUAAGAAGGGCAAGCCAAACGUUAGUAGAACUAACAGCUCCAAAACGGACAGUCCACUAAGAGCGCUUCAAGUCGAAACAGUGCGUAAGGUGGUCGAAUUAGAUAGAUCCAUUGAAAUAAUUGAAAAAAUGGAUGAAGGCUUGGACAUGUUAGAUUUGAUAGAAAACCCACCGGAGGAGGUCGAUGGUACAGCGAAUAUCAGUCGUAUAUCAAUAAAUACGCCAGUCACUGAAAUAGAUAGGUCAAUAAGCAGUAUCGAUCGAUCGCCCUAUAAAACCUUAGUUGUAUUAGACAGACUUGAUAUUCACGAUUUUCCAUAUCAGUCCGAUAAAGAUAGUGGCCGGCGCACUCACAGUUCUAAUUCACAUACAAAAAGUGAUAUUUAUGCAAAGCAAUGCGGAACAUUUAGCAGAACAGAGAUGCAGCCUGCAGUAGUGUGUACUAAACUAUCUAAACAAGAAAUAGACAAAUACUUAGCACGCAAGAAGAUUUCCGAUAAACGUACAAGUCUUACAAGUCCACAUAGUCGCGAAAUCCGUAAGAAAGCCAAUCGUAAAACGUUAAUAUCGCCCAUAUCUCUUGACUUGGAUGUACGUAAAUCUGUCACACUAGAGAAAGAGUUAGAGGAAGAUUGUUUGACAUCAGAGAGAAAUUUAACCAGACAUGAGUUGUUGAAGUACGGUGUCACCAGUGAGAAAAAUAGCUUCUCGGGGCUAAUCUCCAGUAAAGGGAAGAGCGUCGAUCGAGUGUUAAGGUCUGAGAGAAAUUUAAACAGACAUGAGUUGCGGAAGUACGUUGUCACCAGUGAGCAAAAUAGUUUCUCGGCGCUAAACUCCAGUAAAGGGAAGAGCGUCGAUCGAGUGUUAAGGUCUGAGACAAAUUUAAACAGACAUGAGUUGCGGAAGUACGGUGUCACCAGUGAGCAAAAUAGUUUCUCGGCGCAAAACUCCAGUAAAGGGAGGAGCGUUGAUCGAGUGUUAAGGUCUACGGCCACUAAGCGACAACACGACGAUAUACAUACAGCGUCAAGUGAUGAUGUCUCCCCUAAGUCAAGAGUCGAGAGUUGGCUCAACGACAAUCAUCCUAGACACUCUGAAUAUGCUGCCCUUAAAGAAAUCGUGUCACCAAAUUUUAAAAAAUUGGACACUAUUUUAAGAAAUCAGAUUAUGAACAAAGUGUUAAUGAAAAUGCGAGAGGAUAUAAAAACGGAUUUUAAUAAAUUAAAGUUGUCCAUUCAGCAGCGCACAAGACAAAAAGAAGUCGAAAUAUAUGAGAUUUUUGCUGAAUUAAAUAAAUCGAACCAAGAAGAUAUGAAUAACUUAUGUAAGAAGAUAGAUACCAAAAUAACGAGAGUCCUCUGUAUGGAAAACGAAAAAAUGGCCGAUUUGAUCACAAUGAAAGAAACAAUCCUGAAUGAUCUUCAGCAGGCCGGCUUCCCUUGACAAUUAAACGCACACUAUUAAAAUAUCAAGUAUAGUCGGAUGCAAUCUUUGUGAUAUCUGAAAUAAGCUGCUGGUGAGGGUGUCGCUACGAGCGGGUCAUAGACUCCGCGCCACGAAAGAAGUCCCGAGCAUUGAUUGACCUCUUAUAAUAAAAGGCCGCACAAUCAUGUAGAAAAUUUCACUUAAAAACUGGCCAAUUUUGCUUUGACAGUUUAAGAAUUAUUGGUAAAAAAAAUUACACGUAAAGGCCUAUAAAUAUAGUCCAAUAUUCAAUAAAAUCCCAAAUUCAGAGCAAAUUCAACCUUAAUGUUUGAGUUUAAAGUUGAAUUUGCGAAUGCGACUACUUGAAUUGAGUGCCAAAAAGUUGUGUAUGGCACUCAUUGAGUGGGGACGUUUUUUGGUCGCUGAUCUAUUUUUUAAUAGGAAAUCGAUGGUCCCGAAGCUAAAACCUGAACUAAAAUUGACAGCGCCUUACACAAAUGAUAAUAAGACCGCCAUUACCAAUUGACAAUGAGCGCCAUUAAGACAUUAGCGCCGCGUCUACGGGACUUAUUUCGUGGCGCGGAGUAUACUUAAGUACGCUAAAAUCAAGACGCGCGAGUCGACUUCGUGUGGGGGUGAUGCCCUGCCGCCGCGGCCCUCCGUAACCGCUUAUACCUAAACCUAACGCACGAUGUCACAAAUAUUGCAUCCAACUAUACCAAUGUAAUUUUUGUAUAAUAUGCAACAUAAAAUGAAAAUUAUUUCCUUUUCUGUAAAGUUAAGUAUAAGUUAGUUUAGGUUUCUUUGAUUUAUGUUAGCAAAAAAAAAAUUAAAUUUAUUUUUUCUAGACGCUGGUGACGUCUGGUUUAUUGGUGCAUGAACGCAACCCACCAUAAAUAUUAGUCUUGUUAUAGUCAUGGUUUUUUUUUUGUAUUUAUUAUAGUAGGGGAGCCCGUGAUGAUAUAUUUGAAGUUACUAAUGCAAUGCAUAAUGGGGACAAAUUUAGGGAUGAUUUAAAAUUACUAAUGCAAUGCAUAAUCAUGGGGACCAAUUUAGGGUUGAUUUAAAAUUACUAAUGCAAAGCAUAAUCAUGGGGACCAAUUUAGAUUUUGUCGAUUAGAUGAUAGGCAUUAAAUUGUUAUAUACUUUUUUUCACUUUCAGCGGUGGGAAAAGAAUCUACAGACUUAGUGACAGAAAUCUUUACCUUUUCGAAAUGCACACCUUUUAGCUAUUAGCAAACUUACCUUACCUGACGUGCUGGUUCAGUAUUUUUUUUGUUUGCCUACAUACCCACUAACAUUAAGGUUCAUGCUCAUUAAGGGCAGACAUACUUGGUGGGGAUACUCAACAACGUGCAAGCUAUACUACCUUAUGUUCAUCUGCCGCGCUUGAGUGAAUCCAAUAAUCCUCUCUUCGGCUCCCCUACUAUAAUUGACAUUACAAAUUACAUUCAUUGAUUAAUUUAUAUAUUAUUAAAUUAUUAAACAUGUUAAAUAAAAUUAAAGUUUGGAAAUUUUUAUGUUCUACAGGUAUAUAUGAAUCCAUAUAUAAACCUUCACCGACCUGUCUACUGGAUGAAAAGUAUUAUUUUUAUAUCAAAUUAAAUAUAUUGCCAAUUAAUCUCAUAAAUGAAUACACAAAACAAGCAUUUUUCGGUCCUCAGGAACAGCUUCGAGUUUGACGAUUAUUUUGUUUUAUUAAUAUUAUUUUAAAUCAAAAACCUUUUGGAGUGGGGACGGAAUGAUUUCAAAUAAUAACAAAAUAUUUAACGCAACCCAUUAGCAAUGUAUUUAUUGAAAUAAUAUUUGAUAUUAAAAUACUUUUCACCCAAUAAACAGAUUAGUGAACUGUGAACGUCUUAUUCGGAUCCUCUAAUAUUUAGUACUUUAAGUUUCUUUAUUACAAUAUACUAAAAAUAAAUUAUAAGAUAAUAAAGAUCUCUUAAAGAUAUAAAUAAAUAAAAAUACUUUAAAUUGUA